Messenger RNA from Geodia barretti, 4522 nucleotides. The record is from the annotation of a GenBank genome assembly. Lineage: Eukaryota; Metazoa; Porifera; Demospongiae; Tetractinellida; Geodiidae.
UGGACCCCUGAGAGGGGUCGCUUCCGGGGGGCCCCCUGUUAUGAAACAGAAACUGACUGCCACUGCGUCGGUCCCCGUGGCUUCAUCUUUUCAAGACGCAGAAGAUUGUCGAACUGUCUACCGACCCAAUCUGAAGGAAACGAAUCUCUCUGACGUAGCGGUGUUCGGAAAGCACUUUGACCCCAGCCAGCUGACUCAGGAGAGGAUGGAGAUGAACAUCGGCGAUCUCAGCUCUGUCGGACUGAAUCAACCGCAUCCGCUGAAGAAAAGGGGAGAACGAGAAAGAGAGAGAGGGAGAGGAACGGAAUUUGUUUCGGAGAGUUUGAAAAUGGACAAAAGACAUCAUAGGGGACCCAGAUCAAAAAGCGAGACUGUCUCCCCUAAAAGGAAGGGCAAGGGAGCGAGCGAGGAAGGGAAGUUGUCGAGUUGGGAAAUGGAGGUGUCGGCUCACGCAGCUCGGCAUUCCUCAGUUCUGUCGACGCCGUCCCGUUACAGGAUGGGACGGCUCUCGCACAACUUCCAAGAGCCUGUUGUCGACGAGAGCAAUGUUUUCGGGGACGAACUGCCGCAGGGUAGCAUGCCCGACAUCUUCCGCCCGAGCAAAUCCCUCUCUCCCAGCCACCGCAAGACACAAGGGGUUAAAGAAGGAACUCCCGACAGUGGAACCUCAGACGAGGAAAAACCGAAAAAGAAACGAUCGAUCGGUUACGCACUCGGCCGAAAACUGAGCACGAGUAUGAGAGAACUCUUCUCGAAGGAGAAGAGGAACCCGACGAGCGGGACCAGGUGGCAGUUUGAGGUCGGCGGCGGUCUCUACCCGGCGCCCAGCGAGCCGCAGCUGUCGGUCCUCACCGAGCAGGAGAGGAGGGAGAUAUUGGAGGAGACGGAGGUGAUGCCUAGGACGCGGAGUACGGAAGUGGUGUCCUCAUCGGAGCAGCAGCAUCAACAGAACACGAGCACACCGGCGGCAACCGGCAAGGCUAGUGGUGGCAACCCUCUAGCUCAUCUCUUUGUCCCACCACCUGGAAUGUCUAUUAGUAAGGGGAGGACAGACGUGAAACAAAACAUGCCGAGUGGGUUCUACGAUGAGCGAUCGGUGGACGUGGGACCUCGAUCGCCACGGAGAUUAGUUGACUCGGACAACGCCGAGUACGACACUGCGUCUGAUUCAGAAGAAGGGUAUGCGAAAUCGUCCGUGAAUAUCAUUACCUCAAGUCCACCGCCCGAGUCUGCACUGAGAGAAGCCGGAUAUUUCACAAGAACUGAGAAGCGAGAAAACAGAGAGACCUCACCUAAAACCAUUUUGACCGCCUCGCAAACCGGUUCAACCGGGCCGCAAACUGGUCUCCCGACCAUCGUGGAGAGAUCUCCACCCAGAAAAGAUCCGUUUUCUGGUUACGAGAUGCCAAAUUCGGAAAGCGCACCUAUCGUGAAAACCUUGGACGGUAUAGUGGAGAAAAAAGGAGGAAAGAAAGGGAAAAUGUCGAAGUCUUCUACCAGUGAAAGCGUGAGGGAGAGCGUGACAAAGAAGGACGAGUCGAAGAAGGAAAAGAAGCCAUUUUUUAGUUUCACGAAAUCUCGUACCGUCAUCCAGCGCGGUACUCACAGUCCCAGACCGGCGUCGCCAUUGUCUGUACCCGGUUCCACGUCAGAUUCCCCGCGAUCCAGCGGGCGACUGUCUCCCUCACAGAGACCCGGAACUAAACCUGUAACAGCAGCAGCAGCUGCAAAAGUUUCCAACACAGAGUCGACUAGACGCGGAUCUAAAACCAGUCUAGGUGAACGUAGCGGUUCCCCUAGUGGAAGUUUUAGAGGGGGCCAGAUUUCUCCAUUCUCCCCGGGGGGCAGAGGCUCUCCACGGGGGAGUUUUAGAGGUGGAGCGGUUUCCCCACUCAGAUCGAGCAUAAGAAGUACCACGUCUGCCACUGGGGGUCCUGGGGGGCUAAAUUCUGGGAGGGGGAGGGGGGCGAGCUCUCCAAGUCCCGGGGGGGCAACGAGAUCGCCAAGGGGUAGCAUCCAGGGAGGGUCUCCACGCGGUAGUGGUAGGGGUUCCAAAAUUCCGUCCCCUAGUGGUGGGUCUCCACGUGGAAGUGGUAGGGGUUCCAAAAUUUCGCCCCCUAGCGGUGAGUCCCCCGGAUUGAAGACCCCCUCACCAAAAACCAGCACGCAACUCAACACCUCGAAGAAGCUCUCUCCCGUGGUGACCACACGGCAGCCGCCAUCGACAACUGCAACUGCCUCAUCAGCAAAGGGCAAACGUCGACUCUCGGAACCAUUCAUCAGUCCCAGUCCAUUCUCGCGAUCGCCCAGCGAACGCCACUCCAAUGCAUCCAUCGGCUCUCGCAAACCGGUCAGAAAAGCGCCGCCUCCACCUGCGAAGGCCUCGCAGCAGAAGACACCGGGGCCAACUGCCGUCUCCCUCUCGCGCACUUCCUCCCAGACGUCCACCGGUGGUGAUGCAAACUCCUCGUCUUCUUCGUCCAGCCCACGGCAGAGAAAGAAGGGAAUGUCAAUGUCCCAGUCACCUCUCAGUCCAAAGAGACUCUCGUCCGCUCUGCUCGAAAAAGGGGCCGCCUCAAUUGCAACAGCGGGCGACGACGUUUUCAAAACACCAACCGACGAAAGAGUCCAAGAGGUGGAUGAAACCGAGAAACUGAUGAAAUCGAUCAGAAACAAACUCGCCUCGCUCUCCGAGAACACUCCGCCAGAAGAACACCUGAAUCCUAUAGAUCGCCAGACACAGUUUGAAGUCCCACCUCCCCUAGAUCAAACCACGCCCACUGCCACGCCCCUUUCUCCAACCGGCUCUGAUGCAAAGGUCCCGACGUACAAACUCACUCCCUCUGGUGAGUUGAAAGUCGAAGGUGAAGAAGAACGGAAGAAAGAGGUGGAGGAAGUAGAGGAGGAUUUUACUGCCUCGGUGACCCCAGGGUCCAAUCGUAGAGGACUCCGCCCAAAGACAGUCAUCUCCGCCUUGAUUGGUGGGAGGGGCAAGAAAAAGGGGGCAGCUGGUACCGUGACAACAAAAGACAACUCUAAUGCACCAGGAAGUGGCGGGAGCUUCAGAAAGGGGAAAGGCCAACGCUUCAGCCGCAGAAGGUGGUACUGGCACAAAGGCAGCUGCAAGUUCUCUAUCGGAGCCGAAACCGAAGACUCUGGUAGGAAAACCACCACAAAAGGGCGGAGUCUCGUCAGGGCUCCCUCCACGGGGACCAUCAAUACGAGGAGGGAAAUCUGGAAGCAGCAUUGGUGGGGGUCGUUCGCAGAGCACCAUCGCCGUGCCAACCAUCCAAAUAAGCGAGACUCGGAAGAGCACCAGAAAGGUGUCCAGUCAUGCCACUGUCGGCAUGGCAACCUCCUCGGGAGGGCUCAGAUCGUCGCGUGGCAACGCUCUGGGGAGCCAGGCGAGUCUGGUGCGGUCGAGCAUCCGUGUGAGCUCCAAACUGAGGAAGAACAACCCAAUGUCCCCCGAACAUCGAAAAAUCAGUUCCCUCGGUCGUCACAAAGGCGGCGAGCGACCCCCCUCUCGGGGCUCCAUGCACUCGCUGCCGAGAAACAGCACGGCUGCGCGGGUUUCCAUGCGUCGCCCGGUGCGCGUUGCCCCGGUAGCGCCGGGCAGAGCUCCUUCCCGCAAGGCGUCAACAGCCGUGACGGCCGCCGGUAACGAGAACAGGAGAACGUCGACGGCAAACAACUUGGACACGAGACGGACUUCAGUGCUGAGCAAAUCCAUGAGGAAGACGAGUACAAUUCGCCCACAGGGCGAAGAGUCCCUCAAUCGCAGUGUGGCCACACGCAGCAUGAGGAUGUCCAGCUCUCGUCGGGUCUCCGCGCUCGGGACAAUGCCUCGGUCGUCGGUGGUUACAAAGGUUGCCGGCGGCAACCUCCAGACAUCGUCGUCGGCGGGGGCGGGCGUGGCUCGUAAGAGCAUGAGGAAGGUGUCUUCUCAGUCGAAAGACGUGUUCGAUGCGUUUGACAAGAUCAGUGCAGACUGCUCAGGGGAAGCUUCUGACCUCCUCCGACCAUCGUCGUGCGGUGAGACCAAAGCUCCGUCAGAAAGCCUCCUCUGCCCACCUCCGUCUCCUUAGAGACCGAGAGGACGUUACCACGGAGAUGCUGACUCCGUCCUCCGACAACAGUGGUUUGGAUUCCAACUCGUUCUCAACAUACAUGGCUAAAAAGAACCUGGCGCCCUCAGCGGUGGCCGGUCUCUCCAUCAAACUCGACUUCACAACAGUAAAACUGAGGAAGACGGGGAUAUCGGACAAGAUGCUCAUGGAGAAGUCGACGGACAUUUCAAAAGAUCUUCCAAACUUUGCAGUCGGUGCUGAAUACGACACGAAACACACGACAAUAUUACUGCAGAUCAAAGGUACAUUCAGCAUUUCAACUUACGUACUUCUUGCAUGUACAUAUUUUCGAUCGUUGUUCGUAAUUUUGUCUAACCCAAGAAUUGUUCACUACUAAGAACUCGCAAGUACACUCAUGUAAUAUAAGGACACUCCAAAUAAAGCACACCUCU